AUGACCCAGUUUUCACGGUUUGCUGCAGUGCAACAAGCGCAACUGAAGACCUCGAAGGCAAUGAUGAAUGGAAUCCCUACCAUGCGGAAGGGGAGCGAUAAAUCUACCAAAGAGAAGAAACCAAUGCCCGACAAGAGCAAGACUGAGAUCCCUUGCGAUCAUUAUCUGAAGCGCUUCCAGAUUUGGGACCUUGAGGAGUUCCGUUACGUCCCAUAUGACCCGAGCGCUAACGCAUCUCCUCCUGCCCCCAAGGAAGAAGAUAAAAACAAGUACUUCUACAUCGAUACACGGUAUGAACAUGAACGAGCUGAACCAAAGGUCUGGGUGACAAAUUUCGGCAAACCAUCGCUUGCUUUCUUGCGAGUCACUGUUGGAGAUACCUUCUUCUACCAGGAACCCGAGUACCUUGUCACGUCCUUUUUCCCGAAGCUGUCUUUGAUGAGAAAGACUCUGGCGACCGCGCAGUCCUUUGCUUUGUCAGACAAGACGUAUACGCAGGAGGAAUGUCUUCAAGUCGUAAAGGCCGUAGGACUGAAUGACCAACCCCCGACGUCAGAUAUGAUCCAACAAGUGAAGGAAUUGGUAGAGCAUGUCCAGGUUCUCAUGGCACAUCUCGAGGAACAGUUCAAGUCAAGCGCCGAUCGAGUGGCUCUGGCCAGUAGCUAUGGUCACGCUGAGUUUGAUCUACUUCAAUACUUCUUUGAGCCUGGUCAGGAGAUGGUUACUACUGACAGGUUUCGUAAACCGAUCGCUGUGAUAAUUGAGAACGCUUACUAUGACAAUGAGCAAUAUCCUGAUCCUGGUCGAUUCUUCUACGUUGGUACCAGGGAAAUGUCGUGUCUCCCUUGGACCAAAUUGGAGCCCGAUGUUCAGGUAAAACUCAAAGCUCGCGGAAAGCUAUACACAGCGCAUUCUGGUGUGCACUACAGAGUUUAUGGGACUAAACGUGUUAUGACCGAUCGGAUGGCGUACGAUGAUUGGCCGGGCUACACCCGCAACCCUGAUCAACUUAUACCUGAACUUGAAGAGGAGCGUCUUCAUCUCCUUCCUUCAGAAGUUUACGGACUCAAUCUGAUGACCAAAGAGUGGUCCAGUUUCCUCAUCGAGGUAUUAGAAGAAGUGGUAUUUGACGAGCAUGCAUGGGAUCAUCUGGUCCUGGAUGAGGAUGUUAAGACAUUAAUUAAAGGCCUUGUCGAGGUGACCAAGAACAAGAACUCCUCCAGAAAAAUGAUCAGCGACGUCAUCUCCGGGAAGGGUGAUGGCCUGAUUUCUGUCCUCCAUGGUCCCCUGGGAACCGGGAAGACCCUCACCACCGAGUCAGUGGCAGAGCUACUCCGUCGUCCACUUUAUAUGGUUGGUUCAUCGAAGCUCUCUGCUCGUCCCUCCCAGUUAGAGGUAAACCUUCAAUCUACUCUCAGUCUUGAGAGAAACGCUCUGGUUUCAGUAGCGUUAAGAGUCCUAGAGUAUCACCGUGAUGUCACUACAAACCGGAUCAAAACAUUUGAUAAAACCUUUCUGUCUCGUUUCUCGAUCGCUAUCAAGUAUCCCGAACUUGACAUUGCUGAUAGACGCGCCAUCUGGAAGAAGUUCUUUAGCCUCACUGAUUGUACCGUAUCUGCGGAAGAUCUGGAGGAGCUGGCAGUGAAAUCGUUCAGUGGGCGCACUAUCAAGAACAUUGUCCGAAUGGCGCAGGCAUUAGCUCUUUCAACGUGGGUUCCUCGAUGUAUCAGACGGUUUUCAAAUAAUCAGCUUCUUUACAGAGACAAGCCAUUUGGCAUCGAGCAUAUUCAGGUGGUUUCGAGAGUUCAGGAAAAGUUCCUGGACGAGUUUUCACGUUUAGAGUGGUGA
Molecule: messenger RNA, 1848 nt
Organism: Guyanagaster necrorhizus
Lineage: Eukaryota; Fungi; Basidiomycota; Agaricomycetes; Agaricales; Physalacriaceae
Product: P-loop containing nucleoside triphosphate hydrolase protein
Exons: 21
Coding region: 1-1848 (615 amino acids)
Source: RefSeq, a predicted model, not a curated record